AUGUCUAAUGUAACAUCCUCGUCCUCGGCUGGUCCUGAGCCUGUGUCGACCGUCGACGCGAUGGACCUGGAUGCGAGAGUCACAGUGGACGUGAAAGCGCAGAUACAGAAGCCCCGCUGCGCACAGGGCAAGGCUGUUGUGGACAUCCGACGCGUGUCAAGCGGAAUUGACCGCCUCGCCCCUGCACCCGUCAACCUCUGGGCCUCCCUCACCGUUCCGGAGACGACCGCGAUUGCCCACUGGCCCGGCGCGCAUGAACGCGCGCUCAACCUCACCCCCGGGACAUCGGCGCACAUCUCCGACAACUACAUUGAUCACAUCGGCGCACGGCGCCCCGCCAAAGCCGACGCGCUCCAAUAUCUCGCGGACCCGCGGGGCAUCACGCCUCCCGACCGCUACGCACGAAGAGGUGCCGUACAACGCGCGCAGGUACACGACCCUUGCGGAGGUCCAGCCGAUCCUGAUCGAUGUGAUGCCCAAGAUUGCGAGGCGACUCAGGAACUGCUCGGCGGCCUCGCGCUCGGCCUCGCGAACGACACCUUCGCCGGAGGCGCGACGGGCCCGCUGAGCUUCGACGGCUUGUUCCGGCGGGGCUGGAUCAACUGGCGGCCAAACGUCCCCGGGCCAUACCUCCACCCCAUCGUAUACAACCACCAGGUGUUCGAGUCACGGUCUGUAGACAACUUCAUGGGCGUGUUCCAGAACGGGACGCUGAAGCGCCUCCCCCCGCGCCCGGACAGCCACGACGUCGACUGGACGACGUCCAAGCGGCCCGACAGCACCCGCGCGACCUGGAUCAUCUCUUCGGGCCGCGGUGGACAGAUGGGUCCGAUCGGUGACCGUCUGGGGAUAUACCUCGGCUUCGACCGCGACAUGGACCUCAGCCUGUGGGACGUCAAGUUCCGCGGCGAGCGCGUCAUCUACGAGCUCGCGCCCCGGGAGGCUAUCGCUCAGUAUGCAGGCAACGACCCGAUGCAGAGCAUUACGGCUUGGCUGGACAGGUUCUUCGGUAUGGGCUGCUCCGUGCGCGACAUGCUCCCUGGGUAUGGCUGUCCGCAUGAGGCAGUGUUCCUCCCCGCGACGACUACCAGCUUCGUGGGCUCCAUCACACGCGAGAGGGCUAUUUGCAUCUUCGAGCACGACUCGGCGCGCCCGAUCACGCGCCAUAUGGGCUACUCGGAGGCGGAGUUCGGCGCUGUGCGUGGGUACAACCUCGUCGUGCGCUCGAUCUCGACUGUGGGCAACUACGACUACCUGUUCGACUACAUCUUCCACAGCGACGGGACGAUCGAGGUGCGCUUGUCUGCCUCGGGCUACCUGCAAGGUGGCUUCUGGGAGCCUAGUCCAGAGGGUGAAGGUACCGCCAUCCGGGACGCGACCAUGGACGUCGCGGGCGAGAAGAACUCGCUCCUGGUCACGCACGCGCACCAAGAGGAGAUCGAGCAGCCGUGGUCCGAGGACGACUGGGGGAGCACGGUACUCCAGCAGAAGAUCACGCGGACGUUCGUCGAGACGGAGGACGACGCGCUGUUGAAGUUCCCGUACAACUUCCAGGGCGAUGACACGUCAACCGGCUCUGCUACUCAGGGCACGUGCGCGGGAGGCUAUGAGACGACCGCCUUGUUCUUCCUGCGCCUGCAUUGUCCACCCAUCUCCCCCAGCGUCC
This is a messenger RNA of Fomitopsis serialis, 1666 nucleotides long. Its product is annotated as copper amine oxidase. Gene Ontology annotation, cellular component: plasma membrane. Gene Ontology annotation, molecular function: primary methylamine oxidase activity; copper ion binding; quinone binding. Gene Ontology annotation, biological process: amine metabolic process. The record is from RefSeq and is a predicted model, not a curated record. The transcript is spliced from 12 exons. NCBI's taxonomy places the organism in Eukaryota, Fungi, Basidiomycota, Agaricomycetes, Polyporales, Fomitopsidaceae. The annotation marks the transcript as partial.